AUGAAUUUAUCAACUAUCAAUGUAACUCAUUCAAUAGAAUCUUUAUCUUCAUCAAGUUCACCAGAAUUAUUAAAUACUAAUACAAUGUUAACAACUAAUCAUUAUACUAUAAAUUCAAAUCUACCAUCAAUCAAUCAAACAAAUAAUAAAUUAAAUGGUAAUGAAUUGAAAUUAAACUCUAAUCUAUAUCAUCCACCACCACCACCUCCUCCUUCUCAACCUCCUCAACCUCCUUCUUCUCAUCAUGAUCAUCAUCAUCGUCCACAACAACAACAACAACAUCAUUAUCAUUCGAAUUAUCAACAAGAAAAUCAUGAAGUAACAUCAUCAUCAUCAUCAUCGGCGGCGGCGGCGGCGGCGUUAUCAUCUACAUCAACAUCUAAUGGGAUAAUAUCAAUGAAUCAUUUAACCAAUUCAUUAUUAUAUCCAUUUUCAUCAAAUUUAUUAUUACAAGAAUCAUUUAUUCAUUUAAUUUAUUCAACAUGUUUCAAUAUAUUUGAUAAAAGAUUAAAUGAUGAAUUAAAUAAAUUUAAUGAAAAAUAUGAAUUAUUAUUCAAUGAAUAUAAUGAAACAAAAUAUCGUUUAAAUAAAUUAGAAACUAUAAUACAAUAUAAUAAUAAAAUGAAUAUUCCACUAAUACCAUUACCAUCAUCUUCAUCAUCUUCAUUCUUGUUACCAUCCUCUUUAACCCCCUCAACCUCCUCCUUAACCUCCUCCUCGUCGUCGUCGUCAGAUUAUUUAUUAACUUCAUUGAAUUCAUUGAAAUCACAACAUUUCAAUGAAUCAAUUAUUGAUGAUAAUAAUAAUCAUAAUAGUCAUAUGAUGAAUACAUUAAAAGAGAUUGAUACGAAAUGGUUAAUGAAUUGGAAACAUAAUAAUGAGGAUUAUUUGAGUAGUAUAAAUAGUUCAAAGAAUAAUUUAUUGGCGCCUAUGUUAACAACAACAACAGCAACAACAACAAGAUUAGAUGAACAACAACAACAACAACAAUCAAUACAAAGAAUAAAAGAUAAACUAAAAGAUAAUCAUCCUAUAGAAUUUGAUAUCAAUCAUUUAUCUAAUUCAUUUAUUGAUUCAUCAAUGAAUGAAAAUAAUGUAAAUUAUCCAAAACAUUUAUUUCAUGAAUCUGAUAUAAGUCGAUUACAUAAUCAUUUUUAUAAUUUCAACAAUGUAAUACCAUCCUCAUCAUCAUCAUCAUCAGCAGGAGCAACAGCAGCAGCAGCUGCUGCUGCAUCAUCAGCAUUGUCAAUAAAUAAUCAACAUUUAUUAUGGAAUCAAUGGAUGGUUAAUUGUAUAAAUUCUGUUAAUGGAUUAUUAUUAUCAUCAUCAUCAACAUCAUCGUCAUUAUCAUCACAAUCAAUAUUAAAUAAUUGUGGAAAAAUUAAUCCUUUCACUAUGUCAGAUAUGGAUACUAUAGAAGAGAAUCAACACAAAUCCUCUCGAUUAUAUUCACCAAUGUUUUUGUCAAGUUCAGAAUAUACUUCAAAUGAUUUACUGAAUUCAAAUCGUAAAUCAUCCACUUUAUCAUCAUCAACUUCACCAACGACAAUGCCAACAUCUUCAUCAUCAUCAUCGUCUAUACGUUUUCGUGGUAAUAAAUUUGGACGUCUUAAAACAAAAUGUUUAAAUCUCAAUAGAUAUCAACAAAAUUAUUCAUUAUCUAAUAAUCGUUUACAUUUAUGUAAUAAACCAAAUCAUUUCAAUUCAAUAAUGACAACAUCUGCAUUGAAAGCUAUUCGUAGAUCAACAAUUAAUCUUCCUAAUACUCAUUGGCCAAAUUUGUCUUUAGGAUCACAAAUUACAACAACACCACCAUCGUCAUCAUCAUCAUCGCCAGCAUUUACAUCAAUAAUAGAUCAAAAAUUAAAGUCGAAUUUCUUAACUGAUCUACAAUUUCCUGAAACCAAUAUAAACAGUACUAAUGGAUUAUUGUCUUCUUCUGCAUCAAACUUACGUGGUAAUCAUCAUCAUCAACAUAAUAAUAAUAAUAAUCCUAACAAUACGAAUAAUAAUUUAAUUGAUCGUCCAGUAGUUGUAUUAAAUCCUGAUGAACCACGUGAAAUAUUUAUUGGUGGUGUACAAUCUGUUGCAUUACCAUUAUGGGCAUAUUGUAAAUGUUUAACAAUGGUACGUGGUGAACCACAUGAAUUAGGACCACGUUUAUGUUUACGUCUAUUACAAAGUUUAUUUAGUUUACAUUAUUUAGUUACACAUAAUUAUAAUGGUUCCGGUGGUAAAGCACCUAUUGAUCCAAUUGUAAUGAGUGCUGUAUUACGUCAAGCACAAUUACAAUUUGGUUCAGGCUAUUUUUUUACUGAACCAAUGGCUUUAGGUAAAUUAAGAGAUUAUUUAAAUAAUGCUUUUCGUGUAAUGGCAUUUAGACAACGUAAAGGUGAACGUGUAAGAUCACCAUUUUGGAAUGAAAAAGGUGAACCAAUACAUGAUUUAGAAGCACCGGUGGAAUUUUCAAAUAUUACUGAUAUUAUUGUUAUACCACAUUCAAUUAAUACUACUACUACUACAGCUAAUACUAACACUACUACUGUUAUUACAGCUACACCAACCUUAUCAACAACUACAACAAUGUCAAAUGAAUCGGAUAGGAAUAUGAAUUCAAGAUGA
Schistosoma intercalatum is the source of this 2622-nucleotide messenger RNA. The record is from the annotation of a GenBank genome assembly. Lineage: Eukaryota; Metazoa; Platyhelminthes; Trematoda; Strigeidida; Schistosomatidae.